Molecule: messenger RNA, 9788 nt
Organism: Aedes albopictus (Asian tiger mosquito)
Lineage: Eukaryota; Metazoa; Arthropoda; Insecta; Diptera; Culicidae
Product: mucin-17
Exons: 9
Coding region: 274-8214 (2646 amino acids)
Source: RefSeq, a predicted model, not a curated record
ACCUAACGCCCGAGUAGACCUAAUCCGCCCAAGUACCGCUUGGACCCGACGUCAAAAUGGCAGUGCAAGUUGGAAAAUUUAGCUCGGAUUGAUUGUCGUCAACAAGAUUAUUCGUCGCAAAAAGGAUUAAAUAGUGAAUCAAUUUCCGUGGACGAACAUUCCGACCCGUUGUGCACAUCGACGGACGUUGCACUCCGAUUGUGAGGCCCCCCAAGGUCAGUGGUGUUAGGUUCCAGACCGGGCAGGCCCCAAUACAAAUAGGUACCGACCGCAAUGAUGGAUGACGAUGGUGAAUAUAACGAUGGCGACAUAGUCUGGGUAAAGCUCAGCUAUUGUUGGUGGCCUGGCGAGGUGAAGGCAGGCGAUAGCGUGACCGAGGAUUUGCUUUCUACGCUCAAACGCCGCCCAUUGGCCGUCGUAAAAUUUUUCGAUGAAGAUUCAUAUGAAUAUGUCAAAAAUACUAAUUUUAUCUAUAAAUAUAACUGCAGUAGGAAACACGAAUUUCUCAGAAAGGGUUUAGAACAAUAUCGUGCAAAAAAUAAACACAUGGAGAAGUUUCCGGCAGACGUAAUGCAUGCCGAGCGUGCUACCGGAGGCGAUCCAAACAUCGUCAACUCAAAGGACUAUUUGCCACAAAAACGCGAAAGUUAUGCCGAUAUCUUUGGCGACAAGAGCAAAGGCAGAGCUUCCAUGGGUAAAAAUUCUAGUAAGAAAGUUGUUUCUCCCAGUAAAGCAAUUCCAGUUAUUCCGGUAAAGAAACAUGAGGUCAGAAUACUGGGGCAGGCCUCUUCUUCGUCCGGAUUGAGUGUCGGAAGCAGAAGUCUUUCAUCGUCUUUAGCUUCGGCUUCAUCACUUCCUUCGACGCCCAGAUCUGCCGUUAAUACGUCAUCGCAGAACUCAUCGGCAGAUGCCACAGCCGUCAGUAGUAGUCUUGCUUCGCCGUCUCAGAUUUAUCACUGUCACAAGUGUGGCUUGGAAAGUGGUAGGCAAAAUGUGAUUGUGCUUCAUACCAAGUACUGCCGCGCCAUACCGAUGAGUAUUCCUUCGGUGAAAGUUUCAAAACCAGUUCCCAUAACCCCGGAAAAAGUAGAACCGGACACGACUCUAAGGACGUUAGAGUCUCCCAGAAAGCUGGUCGCUUCCACUCCCAAAACAGAAAUUGAGGAGAAAAUCGAAAAAAUUGCCGAAGAGGAUGAGUUGGUCGAAGUGAUCCAAGUGGUUGAACCAGCAAAGCCUACGCGUAGCGGUCGCACUCCAAGAGCAGCAGCACCGGCACCAAAAUCAACGCCGAAAGAUGAUCGACGAAGGAACCGAGGAAGAGGACGUGCAGCAGCUGCUCCAGUCGAUGCGGAAAGUGACGACAAGGUGGAGGUCUUUAUGGAAGUGACUGAUGAAAAGGAGGAGGUGACAAAGGAAGAGGACAAGAAAGUGGAGAAGGAGGUUGCAGUGGAAAAAGCAGAUGAAUCAGUUGAUAAAGACGAUUCAAAGGAUUCAAAAGGCAAGGGAGAGCUCAAGAACGAACUUCUGGCCGAUUGGAGUGAAGAUGAUCAAGAUGAUCAGGAAGAUUCAUCAAAAGAAGACGAGGUUUUAAAAAUUGAAGAACAAGACAAGUCUUCUAAAGUGGAGAAUGCAGCAGCAAACUCGCUUGAGGCAAGUUUGGAGAAAUCGGUUGACUGUUCGCCACAAUUGGCAUCGCCGGUGUCAUCAGGAACAACCAUCAAGUAUCGCAAUAUUCCCAAGAAGCAGAAGCGAGAAUUCAUCGAAGUUACGAACGAUCAACCGGCGGCACCAGUGGCAAGUACAGUGGAGAAAUCAUCUAGUGAAAGCAGUAUCAGUACGACAGCAGCAACGUGCGGCGGAGAUACUACUUUGAAUACCUCGGACAAAACUCCAACUUCUAAUGACAGUUUUUCAGAGCGUCCUAUCAGUGCAAAACAACGCAUUCUUGACAGGGCAACACGAGGAUCUAGUAAGUCAAUCAGCAGCGAUGAGACGAAGCAGGAAUCACCAGCCAAUCUAGCGGUGCCAGAAUCUCAGUCGGCAACAGAUGAUGAAUCGAAGAAGGAAACUUCUUGUUUUGAUUUCAAGGAAGACGAGGAAGAGGAGGUCGUUUUAAAUAAGUCUCCCCGAAGAUCCCUCUCCAAUAGACGGGAUACUUCCCUGGAGUUGAAUGCCAGCGUUUUAGAUCCGGCUAAAGAGCAAGAGGAACUGGAGCGUGCUAAGAAAGAUGCCGAAUUGAAGAGCAAAGUUGAAUCGUUACUUUGUGAAACUAGCCUGCCAAGUCUGCCGGAGAUUCCAAAGAUUGCGAAAGCUCCAUCGCCGGGCCCAUCGUCAUCUACGGAAACAACUCCUCAGCUCAAGGAUGAAAUUGAUCGAAACCGCACUUUACCGCCGAAGGAACGUGGCAAGCGCAUAUUCAAGACCCGCAACAAGAUAAUCGAAAACGAAGCAAUCGCUCUGGAGCAGUCGAAAGCUAUCGUAAUGGAUUUCGUGAAGAAGUCGCACGAAGAAGAACUGGCGGAACUGCUAGAACAGCAAAGAGCUGAGGCAAAACUAAGUUCGGAGUCACCUACGACUACCAAUGAUGACUCACAGGAAUCGGUUGUAUCUAACAAUGAGCCAACACGUUUCGAAAACUCCGAAUUCGCUGCAAUAAAAUCGAAGAGAACGAAGAUUUCACAAGCGGAGAAGGUGUUGACCUUAAGUGCUCAGGAACCAUCGGUCAGCUCUACUGACGAUACGAAGGUUGUGGCAGCAGAGUCCAUUCCAGUGUCAAUCAGUAAGGAACAGCUGGCGUUGGAAUCGCUUAGUACCUCUGCUACGCCUUCGCGGAGCAGAAAGGGCAAACAGAGGAAAUCCGGAACUCCAGUGGUCGAGCAGACAGUCGAGGAAAUGAUGGUAUCGGAAGUAAACGUUGACGAUACCACUUCUAAGGCUCGGAAGAAGAGGGGCGUUGAGCAUCAGAGUCCUGACAUGGCAGUAAUUGACGUUCCAAGCUCGGCGGCAGUGGGGGUUCCACUACCAGAGCCGGAAAAACCGAUCAAAGAAGCGGCCUCUAGGGGUAGAAAAAAGCGAACUGCUGAGCUUCCAAUCACGGAACCUAUUGUCCAUGACACGUCAGGUCCUGAAGCUAGAGAAUCAGUGGAAAAGGUUCCGGAACCGGAAACUACGGUGGUAGUUGAUACUCCAACGCCCAGAGGCAGGAAGAAGCGAGGUACUGAGCUGCAACACUUGGAACAAACUCCGGUUACCAAGUCUGCUGAAAUUGUUACAACCGUUAUUGAAAAAAAUGCUGAAGAAACGUCACAAUCUGAGACUACAGAACACGUUGCAGAAGCUUCACCUAAAAGUCGUAAGAAGAGAGGUGGCGAAGUUAAAAGUACUGACGUGGUACCGGAAUCGAAAACUUCUAAAGACGACACACCAGUCAUUGAGACCAUGGAACCUGAAGAACCAGCACCACGGGUUGAAGUUGCAACACCCAAGGGCAGGAAGAAGCGAAGUAGUGAACUGCAAAAUCUUGAUCCGGUAGCGUCCGAUUCGCUCCGUGCGGAACACGAACCAGAGCCUCCCGCGCUGGAAGCUACACCCAAGAACCGUCGGAAGCGGGGUGGAGACAUUCCAAGUUUGGAAUCAGCUGCUCCUGCAAAUUCCGAACCGGAAAUUGUCGCCGAAUUGCCAGAAUCGGAAGUAGUCCCGCACGUUGAACCGCCAAUGCCGAAGAGCAGGAAACAUCGCAGCAAUGAGCUUCAAAACCUGGAGCUGAUGGCACAAGAUACGCUUCGCGUAGUGAUCACAAGGGAGGACGAAGAAUUGGCUGAAGCGCAACCACAACCGGACGUUUCAGACGUUUCUGCCAAAGGUCGUAAGAAGAGAGUGGUUGAGGUUCACAAAGAAGAAGAAUCUACUGCGGUGGUGGCUGAAAAAUCGGAAGUUAUUCUGAGCCAGGAACCAGAUUUACACCUUGUAGAGAAAUCUCCCAAAGGGCGAAAGAAACGGGGUGAUCAUCAUGAAAGUUCAGAGGUGACAGUGGACACACCAAACCAAGAAUCAAAUUCGCACCUUCCGGAGAAAUCUCCCAAGGGGCGAAAGAAAAGAGGUGACCCCCAGGCAAACUUGGACGUGGUCCAAGAUAUUCCAAGUAUAGUUACAGUAGUUGCAGAAGAAUCCGCUGAAGCAAUUCCAGAAUCAGAACCGAUACUACCAGCGCUUGCUGUUGUUACACCUCCCAAAGGUAGAAAGAAGAGAGGUGGUAUUCAGCAGGAGAGCUCUGAGGUGGCCCCCGAUACAUCUAUUACAGUUGUAGAAGUGGUUGAAAAACCAACUGAGGAAGUUCCUCUGUCGAAACCGGAACAACGCGUCCAUGAUGCAGACACUCCUCAUAAAGGGCGAAAGAAACGAGGUAUCGAGGCUCAAAGUGCGGAUCUUAAAAAACCCGAAAAACUAGCCGUUGAAGUAUCAGAACCAGAAACACCUAGUGUCGAAGCUACCAUUUCCAAGGAUAAAACAAAGGAAAGUGACGAACCUGUGUCUGUUGAUUCGGUUAUUUCCGAUUCGUCGCAUCCCAUUACACUGGAAGCUAAUAAGCCGAUAGAAGCACCUCAAGAACCAGAAACGGAAUCAGUUCAGGAAGUUGUUGCAACUCCCAAGGCCCGAAGGAAGCGAGGUGGUGAACUCGAUAAACUAGACCUGCGGGCUCUGGAUACGCCUCGUUCGCGUAGAGGUAAAGACGUCAAGGUUGAUGAACCUGCAGUGGUGCCCGAAGAACCCGUAAAAAUUGAAUCACCAACUCUUUCGGAAAAACACCGAAAGUUAAAACGAGUUAAAAAAGAUGAUGAAGAAAGGCAUGAAACUCUUUCGAAACCAGUUGAAGUGGAUACAGUUACUGAAUCGGAUACUGUUUCUCCUGUUGUGGAAGAGCUGAGAGAUGAACCAAAAAUAUCGAAAUCGAAACGUUCAAAGCAAACUCAGCAGAAGUCGCCUGAUUCUACCGCAGAAGAUAUUCCAAUGGCUACUGAGCCUCCAGUUCCUAAUAUCGAGAAAGUUGAACCUGUUCCUCCUGUAGAGCGACCCGAGUCAACGCCCAUCAUCAAACAGCAGCCCAUCAAAAUGAUCAUCAAAUCUCGAGGAAGAAAAUCCAAUUCAGAGCUUCUAUACGAGCCAAACGUUGUAGUAUCUCCGGAAACGAAAGAGGACGAAGUUAAGGAGAAACUUCCAAAAUCACCUAAAAGCUCCAAAAGGAAAAAGACGCCAGUUGAGGAGCCUGUCGAUUCAGUUCUACCGGUACCUGUGGAUACCCCAUCGAUGGAUUCCGUUGUUGAACCAACUAGUUCUGUGAAAUCACCCAUGCAUAAACGACCGAAAAUUAUUGAGGAACAGCCAAAGCCAACGGUGGAGGACAAAACGCCCGAAGAAAUGCCACAACAUCGUUUGCCCAGCGGUUUAACUGACACCGAUCUGCAGAUUGCGGAGGCUCUUAUCCAUUUGCCAGACGCAACCCCUCCGAAACCCAUGGCCGUCAUCCAAGAACCCGUUGUGGACACCGCCAAAUCUAACAGCAGCUCACCUGUGCUAACAGCAAAGACGAUCAACCCUAGAAAGCGACAUUUGCAGACAUUGAUGAGCAAUCCUGAGCUGGCGGAACAAUCAAAAUCCGAACCCAGUCCGGUUGAUGCUGCCGUAACCAUUCCAGAGAAGAAGAAGCGCGAAACUGCACAGGUUGUUGUCGAAACUGUGCAGGUCGAACAAACUCGCCCAUCGCAGAUUGAGGAAGAUAAAUUUGACAUCGACAACAUCCCCAUUGUUAUGGAUGACAGUGAGCUACUAGAAGAUUCGGCCAUUUCGACAACGACGACAAAUAGUCAAAAGCCAACCGAACCGGCCGCCUCACCAACAAAAUUAAUGACGAAAAAGAUGGUGAUUGUAAAGAGUAGUAACGGAUCCGCAAGAAUUGUCGAUUCAAAAGAAUCCCGAGAGGUUCCUCCAGCUGUACCGAAAAAGAAUUUGGGCAUUAAAUCUUCCACCAUUACCAUCAAACCUCCAGUUGAUCAGCUGUCUCCUAAGCCAACCCGAUCACCGACUCACUCGCCGCCUCCUAUCCGAGGAGCCCAACUAGUGCAGGCUAGCAGCGUAGGGCAGAUUGUGAUCACCAGCAAAGGAACCGUCUUCACAACCCAAUCACCCACCACAUCUACGGCGGCUACCAAAUCCUAUCGGAGUGAUUCACCAAAAUCCCAUCACAUAACCCCAUCCAAAGCCGGAGAAGCCACCGUUUCUUCCGUGAGCAGCGUGAGCACCAUCAGCAGUUCCACUUCCAAGUCAUCUCCACCUCCUCCCAUCGUUAGUCACCGGAGUGCGGCGCCGGAAACAACCGUCAAAUCUCCCGCCAAGAUAUGUGUGCAAUCCCAGGAAAUAAUUUAUCCUUCGCCCAAGUCCCGGUCAUCGACGACCAAGCCACAUGACUCAUCCCCCGUGAUCCAGAAGAAGACUUCACCCAGCAGCAGUGCAUCUCCGCCAAAGAAAGCUCUCAUGAAAAAGCAUACAGAGGCCAACUCCCCGAGCAGUAGUGGCAAACCACUCUUCUCCACCUCCAAGGGUAAUCCCAUUACGCCUCAGCCGGCCACUUCGUCGGCCGUAAGCCCCGGUAAAAAGGCUCACAAAGUGAUCAAAAUUUCCCCACAGAAGCUCAAAGAGUUCACCCGGUUGGGAAUGGUGGAGGAUAAGGGUCAGGGCAAGGUACUGACCGCCAGCGGGAUGAAGAAGUUCCGCCAGGAGCAGUAUCAACUGCAGAAGCAACAACGAUCAAGGCCUGAGGAACCGAAGAAACUGCCACGGGCAGAUUCCGUCGAUGAAGAACCAUCCACGUCCACCCCGACGCCUCCUCCGCCAAGCAAAACCCCUGCGGAAGUGGUUGUGGCAGCCGCCGCGGAUUCCUCUGUGAAAGAAAUUCCGCCAAUUCCAGCCGAAACGGAAGAAACCACCGAAGUAGAACUUGCUGCGUCAUCUACAGAAUCCAUGGUGGCUGCGACAUCGGUAGCGGAAGUGGCCAUUCUUCCGGAGCCAUCUUCCACUGAGGAAAACGAAGCCGACGCAGCCGUGAAUGAACCGGAAGCUGAAAGUAGCAACCUUGAAGGGGCGGAAACGGAAGUAUCAUCCCCACCAGUUGAAGCUCUCGAGGCACCGGUUGCCGCAGCAGUAGAAGUAGCCCCGGAAGCAUCCGAGUCCGGUUCCAACGUUCAGGAAUCGUCCCAGCUGAUUGCCGUGCCGGCGGAAAACUUCGGAGGACCCUCGAACCUGUUCUAUCUAUGUUCGGUCCGGGAGGAGGGCUUCGUUCCGGUCAACAACGAGCUGCUCUACUUGGAUUCGUCCAACCAGCUGGUGGCACUUCCGGAAAACGCUUCCGUCGAGGACAUCGUAAAUCAAGCCGAAGUGUUGGAAAUUCCGGCGGGCAGUGAUCAGGCCACGAUGGUCACAGCCGCCGCCACCGUCGAUGCCGAGGGGGCUAUCGAGGUGGGACAGCAGAAUAUCCUAUUGAAUACUCAGGAUGGUCAGCAGAUCAUACUGGAUCAGCAAAGUUUGAUGGCGCUGGCAGCGGGAGGCGAUACGUCUCAACUACUUACUCCCGAUGGACAGCAGAUUCUUUUACAGGGUUCGGCACAAGAGCUGCUGGCAGCGCUUGCCGUGAGUCAACCUGGCCUUGGAAUCGUUGCUGCCGAAGGGACCCAGAUAAUCGUGGCACCCGAAUCGUUGAUCGAUUUACAAGAUCCACCGCUGCCGGGCGAGAUCAUCCAGGUGAACCCGAACACAACCGUUGAAACCAAUGCCGUUCUCACGAAACCACCGAUCAUGUCUGCCGUGGAAGUUCCCACCAAAAAUGGAGCCGAAUCGUCGUCGGUUGGCUCUCCGGAGCAGAAGCCGUCGGAAGCGGCUGCCCCUUCGAAUCUCGACGAAAGCUUGGCCGCCGUCAUCGGUGUUCCGGGUAAACCGAACGUGCCGACGUCACUGGAGCUGCCAAUUACCGUUACGAAUCCGGUGAUAGCCAAGACGACCACCAGUAAGAUCAAUCCCAUCUAUCCGCCGACGACGGCGAUCUCUGCGAUCGCUCUCGAUCCAGCAGCGGCUGCGGUAGCGGCGGCGGCGGCCGGGACUGUCAUCGGUCUUCCAACGGUAGCACAAACAGACUCUCUGACGGCCAUCAAAUCCAUCUGGGAUUGAACAACCCCCAUCAGUAGUUGGUGGAAGGUCCUCGGACCGGACCCUAUUGUCCAUUUCUCUCAACACCUUCGGCCGGGUUCCAUUGAAUGGAACGGCGUCGUGGCAACAACCAACCUACUAUUACUAUAGCCUCACUAUUAAUUGUUGGCUGCAGCAUUACAAGAAGGAAGCCAAUUGUACAUAGCGAAUACCUUUUAAAUUGCAUAUAGCUCUUACUAGUGGAUAGACCUUAUAUAGAUUGCUUGUUAGUUGAUAUUAUAAUUAUGAUUAUCAUGCUCCGUUUUUAUACAGCUUUUUUUGUAUAACUGUUCUAUUGGAUCCAUUUUUUUUGUUUACACACUGUGCAUGUGUUUUAGUCACCUCUUACUUUAGGUAAAUUUAGCUUAACUUUCGAUGCGAAAAUGAUCGAAUCGCCUGAAUAGAGUUGUUUAUUUAUACCAUCACUUUGCGAUGACUGGAUUUUUAUUUUUCUACGUAUUUGACGAAAACCCAAAUUUAUCUAAAAAGUUCAAGACAUUUGGUAGAAAACUGACCGAAACUGUUCGAAGGGGCUCCAAAAGUGGCUGUUGCUAUAGAUAGUAGUAGAUUCAGAAAACAAUUUUGAGAUUUGUGACAGCCUUCGUUAGAAUCUAAACAGCGAAGAAAUUAUAUAGGUAUGCUAAGCAGCAGAGUGACUCUUCCGUGGUGGUCCCAUUAAAAUCGCUCUUCAAGGGAUUGUGAAUCCCUUGGGGAAGACGAAUUGAGUGUGUAUUUCUUAUCUUAUUGUUUAUUAAAGCUUACCUCGUGGCGUUAAACACAUGUUUCUAGCUGACACGCUUUCGCCAUUGAACCUGCUUUCUUGCUGCUGUCUAGAAGUUGCACCUUUCCCAAGCAUUAUAGGUAUAAUCCAUCACGUGCACUCGUAAGGGCAGUCUCCAUUUGCUAUUUGAGGGGUUCUUUCAUGGUACGAAAUGUGUCAAACUAUCUCCGAUUUCAACACGAUAUUUUUUGGUCCUGCUGAUUGGAUUAAUGUUUCCCUCGAGUUUGUUCGAUAACACUCUCCUUCGGGACACAUUUCCAUAUUGGAAUGGGAGAUGCUUUGAUCCAUUCUGCCAGAUACCUAGUGAAAAAAUCCUCAUCCUUCACUAUUUAAACCGAUAAAUAUAAGCCAGUGCUAGAGCUAGGCCUUAGCCACUAGAAGACAUGUUCUUGUUCGAACAGUGUUGUAUAAAACAAAAUAUAUGUAAUCCAAACACGAAAAACAGAAUGGGAGCGAUUAACGCACGGUUUGUGAUAAGCGCAGGUACAAACAGGAAGUGAUUCCCUGUUGAGGAUGGUUAAUGGUCAGGAUGGUCUCCGACAGCCACGACCACUAGAAGUUGGUUGAUUAGCACCGGAAACGGACGAAUAAGUCAUUUGGAAGUAAACAGUUUUUCUUCUCGUCUAAUGUAUUGGUAAUAAUUAUGCAAUACAACAAGAUACACACACGUACACAUACAACAACCUUAAAUGAUUACUGAUACUGUAUUUUAAGCGUACUAAUAGUAAUUAAUAUUGUAAGUAUAAUAAAUGUUUAGCGAAUAUAAUGAAUCAAA